Hyposmocoma kahamanoa is the source of this 1522-nucleotide messenger RNA. RefSeq lists its product as uncharacterized. The transcript has 6 exons. Gene Ontology annotation, molecular function: growth factor activity; Toll binding. Gene Ontology annotation, biological process: innate immune response; regulation of Toll signaling pathway; central nervous system formation. Lineage: Eukaryota; Metazoa; Arthropoda; Insecta; Lepidoptera; Cosmopterigidae. The record is from RefSeq and is a predicted model, not a curated record. Bases 123 to 746 code for a protein of 207 amino acids. Gene Ontology annotation, cellular component: extracellular region.
UUUAGACCGAUUGCACGUCCGGUCUUAUAAGCAAAAGUUGUCCUGAGAGAAUCUGUUAUACUGUGAAAAGCGUUAAAGUUUUAUUCUACUUACUGUCCACUAUACUGUAACUUACGCCUAAAAUGUCGGCUACAGUUUUUAUUUUCCUUGUCACGGUCCAGUGUAUGCACUUGGCACAGACAGCUUCCCAUACUAAGAGAAGCUACGAAGACCCUACGCCUAUCAUAUACCCUGGCCCCGUACAAAUACCAACCAAUCGAUAUAGUGACGAUGUAAAUACGAAAAGUGACAGCGAGCCUGAAGAGUGCAAGGGCAAGAAUUACUGCACUAUUAAACCCCCGGACUACCCAGAACAACAGUUCAAUGAAAUGUUCAAAGGAUACAAACCAAUACCUCAACCGACUUUAUUAGCAGAUGACACACCGGAUCGGCAAGGCGAUCCCAGCGAAGUAGAUGACUGCGACACCACUGUCACGUACGAACCCUUGUAUAAGGUUCGCAGCGUUCGUGGAGACAUUAGAACUGUCAUACAAGCACCAAAACAUGACUUCGUGCAAAGAGUGCGCCUUGAAGAAUGCAAGAGCAGAAAUACAAAAUGCUUCAAAGAGUUCCCGGACAUAGGCAUUGAAACAUUUUGCAAGCAGAAAUACAACACUUGGGAGGUGCUAGUAUCGGAUGGAAAAGGUGGCUCCGAGAAAAUCAAAACUCAUCUACCUGUCUGUUGUUCUUGUAAUUAUAGAAUAUAAUACACGUGUACCAUUUGCGUGUGUUGUCGGUCACAUCGGCGCUUACGAGCGAUGUCACACAAUGCGUUGCGUUGGCGUUGCGACGCCUGUGCGGUUACAUAUAAAUUACAAAUACGUGUCACAUGGUGCGUUGAACGCAUGCGUAUCGGACAAAAGGUCAGAAACGAAGCGGGGAAGGGUGCUGCGGUGCGUAAGUAAGCGGCGUUACCUUGCGACACCGCAUGGCACUCAGUGCAUUGAAUUUUCUUCCGUGAUUGAAAUCAUAGCGCUGCGACGACACAACGCACCGGCAGCGCCCGUGUGGAAUCGCUCUUUGAUCAUUUAUGACUGUGGCCAAGCGUUCGUCUGUUUUACAUUAAAAAAACUUAUCCCUUAUUUAUAUAAUAAUUAUUAUCUUGAGCAACGAGACGAUCACUGAGAUUACACUCUCUGAAGAAUAUGAAAGUUUGCUUAAAAUUUAUUCCAGGAAUGAAAUUUAUUCAUAGAAAAAAUAGACAAGAACAACAAUUAUAGAGUUCUCACGUUUUCGCGAUUGCUUUAAUAUUUUUUCCGGAUUGCAUUAGCAUCACUCAUAUGUAUAAGUUUUUUCCUCAACAAACCUCUUUAUAGGUCCCAUGGUCACUGCUAAGAUAAUAAAGUCAUCAACCAGUUAUGUCUAAUAUUAAUGCAAACAACUCUAUUAUGGACUACAGUUACGAAAAUACUAAAACUACCUUAUUUUUAAAUGACUAUGGGACAUAUCAAACUAGCUUAACGAGUAGGUACAGAGAAAACAA